GGCGUUGCAAUUGGGGGGUGCUUUUAGCAUGCUUUUAUAUAGUGUGCUUUCGUUUUGUUUCGUGGGGUUUUGAAGGAAGCAUGACAUGCAGAACAGCGUAUGCCCUUCGAUCUAGUUGAGUAAGGUUGAGUGGCAAACAUAGUUGCUGUCCAGAAUGGACAGCUAGUGUGCAUCGCAUAGAAAGUAAGAGGCACAACAUAGAUUUGCUUGUCCCUUGAACUGGGGGAAGGGCAAUGAAGGCUUUGACAUCUGCUUUGAAAGCUUUCUGAAGCUUGACAUUCUCAGCACCCUUUCGUUCUUUGUCGAAAAAGCUCGAUCAUGGCUCGGUUCCAAGUGGUCGUGCUUGCCUUCCUCUUUGUGAACUUCAAUUUGACCGGAGCCAAACGCACCGUGUUUGGUUCCGGCAACUCCAUGGAUGUGGCUUCUUCUGUCCCAGAGUCUGACUCACUCUUGGACCUGGACUGUGAUGUGGAUGCCGAGGACCAAGAGAUCUAUGGUCCAAAGCUUCAAUCCAGGCUCUGCCCCAAGAUCAUUGGCUGCAGCUUCUGGGAUGCUUGCCGUCGACUUGAAGACAAGUCAUGCCCCAGUAACUGCAGGCCAUGGAAAGAGGAGGUGAGCCAAUCCCGGCUCCUUCGCAUGUACACCUGGGUGAAGCGCAAGACCUCUGGCUCCUGCCCAAGAUAUUGCCGCUACAAAGACGAGGAGAUGUUGAAGCCCGGGGUUUCCAGUGGCUUCAUGGCCUCCUCUGCUGCCGUCUUGGCCACGAACGUGCCCACGCUGGUGGCUGAGUGCAGCGGCAGCAUCGCAUCGUUGAGUUGCAUCAACCAAAUGGCCGAAGCCUCCUCCGUGAUGGGCUUCAUUGGUCGUGCCAUCUCCAAGGCAAAAGAACUGGCCAAGGAGGGGAAGAUCAAGGAAUGCAAGGAGGUCUUGCCGGACAGCCUGGCUAGUGGCCUUGGUGACAGUGUCGCUCAAUAUAUCGGCUUCCUGCAUCAGUUGGGCGGAAUAGACGCCACCCUGCUGGAAGAGAAGGAGGUGGGCGCGUCUAAAGCGAAGAAGCAGGAGAAGGCCAAGUGGGGGUGGGAGGUCCUGCAGCGCAAGACCUUCGCACGGAUCUGCGAGGAGCCCAACGAAGGGGACGUGAAGCUGGCGAAAUCGCUGAGUGAGGAGGACCUGAAGAAGGUGGUGGAGAAGGCCUCCAAGGGCAUUAUGACGGCAGAGCAGGCUGACAGCGUUGCGAAGAAGAUCCAAACUGAAGGAGUUGAGAAGCUCUCUGAUGAGCUUCUUACUCAAGAAGAAGAGGCAGUUGAGAAGACCCUUCAAAAUGCUGACAAGGCUGCGUCGUUGUUGGCGCUGCAGGCAAAUGAGACAUUGCCGGGUUCUCUCAUGGAGCUGAGCCAAGCCAAUGAACUGCAGCUGCAAGGUUUCUUCAACGGGAUGAUAUCUCUUUUGACCUCGAUCCUUGCUCGCGUCCUUUACCUGGCCACGGGCGGAGCCUUCUCUUUGGUCGUUUGCCUCUUGAGUUUCGGGAUGCUUACAGAUGAUAGUGGCAUUGGUGUCCACAAGGAGCUCACCUUGUCCCAACAAUGUGCGGGUGCCCAGCCUGCGGUGCAAGAGUUUGGACCGUUUGAAGAUGGCACAGGUCAGCGUUCUUUUUGAGGGCUACUUCCCCAUGAGUGGGUGGCCCUUCUGUUUUUAAAGGAGGGGCCCACCCUCUGAUCGACCGACGGUUUUCUGUGCGCGCAGUGAUUUGGCCUUUAACGUGCCCGGUCAUGGUGCUGCGCUAUGCUGCUGGCUUUGGCAGCAACCCGGACGACAGGGAUGUCUUCUAUGACGUCCUUGGAGACGACAGCUUGAGCUGGGUUGGGGUCAUUGAUGCCUUUCAAUCUUGACGACUGAAGCACUGACCCAUCCGCGCUGCGGCCGGGCACGGCGGUUGCCUCUGUCGUGGCCCAUCCGCCCCAAAGCACGGAUGGGGCCGUCCGUUCUGUGACUGGCUCUGAUGUGCAGGUUCCUUUGGGACUGCGGAAGAUGCAUUUGUGGAGUGCAAAAGGG
Molecule: messenger RNA, 2052 nt
Organism: Durusdinium trenchii
Lineage: Eukaryota; Dinophyceae; Suessiales; Symbiodiniaceae
Source: the annotation of a GenBank genome assembly